GAUGGCGCUCCUCCACGGUGUCCUGUGUCAGGUCUUCAGCUGGACAGGGCUGGGUCUUGCUCUGYGGGGKGUCGGAGCAGGCCUGGUGGUUGCAGCUGCAGCUUGGACUGCGAGGCUGCUGCUGCGUCACGCCUGGUACACUCACAGAUUGUCCUGCUUCAACAAGCCACGGACACGCUCGUGGCUGUUAGGACACCUGGGUCAGAUGCAGAGCACAGAGGAAGGUCUCCAGCAAGUGGAUGACUUGGUGCAGACCUACAAACACUCCUGCUGCUGGUUCCUGGGUCCUUUCUAUCACCUGGUCAGACUCUUCCAUCCUGACUAUGUCAAACCUUUGCUGAUGGCAUCUGGAAACAUCACAGUGAAGGACGAGCUUAUUUAUGGCCACCUGCGUCCUUGGCUGGGACAAAGUCUGUUGAUAAGCAACGGGGAGACGUGGUCCCGCAAGAGACGACUGCUGACCCCAGCUUUCCAUUUUGAUAUCCUGAAGAACUACGUCACGACCUUUAACUCCUCCACUAACACCAUGCAUAAUAAGUGGUCUCGCCUGGUAGCCGAAGGAACGACCAACGUUGAGAUGUUCCAGCAGGUCACUCUGAUGACCCUGGACAGUUUACUGAAAUGUGCCUUCAGCUACAACAGCAACUGUCAGGAAUCCAACGAUGAGUACGUGGCAGCCAUAGUGGAGCUCAGUGACCUGAUCAUUGAUCGCCGCUUUAAGAUUUUACACCACUGGGACUGGAUCUACUGGAAAACUCAGCAGGGAAAACGGUUCAAACGGGCCUUGAGUGUUGUACACAGUUUCACCAGGGAAGUGAUUCAGAAGCGCCGCGCCCUCAUAAGAGAGCAGAGGGAGACACAAACACAAACUGAUUUGACCACAACACCGCAGAAGAAGAAAGAUUUUGUGGAUAUUAUACUACUGUCAAAGGAUGAAGAUGAACAAGGCCUAACAGAUGAAGAAGUACAGGCUGAAGCCAACACCUUUAUGUUUGCAGGUCAUGACACAACAGCCAGUGCCAUUUGCUGGACGCUGUAUAAUUUAGCACAACAAUCACACCAUCAAGAAAAAUGCAGACAGGAAGUGAUGGAGCUGAUGCAGGGACGAGAUGGACAAGAAAUAGAGUGGGAGGAUCUGUCCAACCUUCCGUUCACCACCAUGUGCAUCAAAGAGAGUCUCAGACUCCAUUCACCUGUUCAAGCUGUAACAAGGAGGUACACUCAGGACAUGACGCUGCCUGAGGGACUCUCAGUACCACAAGGUAUAAUCUGUUUGAUCAGCCUAUACGGAACUCACCACAAUCCUACCAUCUGGACAAAUCCACACGAGUUUGAUCCUCUGCGUUUUGAUGCAGCUAACGCUCAGAGUCACUCUUCUCACUCUUUCAUCCCGUUCUCUUCGGGCCCCAGGAACUGUAUUGGACAGAAGUUCGCCAUGGCUGAGCUUCGAGUUGUUGUGGCCUUAACCCUGCUCAGGUUUCGCCUGACCCCAGGUGUCAACCCUGAAUCAGAGAGCAACUCUGCRGAAGUGCGGCGUCUCCCCCAACUUGUUUUGCGUGCCGAGGGAGGGCUGUGGCUGCAGCUGGAGCCGCUGGAUAAAUGAUCAAAACAUUUUACAUUUACCAGUGCAGUGAUGAAAAACUUGUUAAACUGCGUGCUGGUUUAAAUCUAGUGUAAUGAUUAGAAUAUACACAUGUUGUAAAAUGAGUAUUGUAGGAAAAUAUUUUAUUUUUGGAGCUUUUUGUUUUAUCCUGAAAGAUUUUUUAACAUUGAACUUUUCAUGUGUUUUGAAACUAUUCAUGUGUUGUUUUCCCCCACUGUCUUUAUUAAAAUCCCUUUUAUGCCAUGCUCCUGUUUAACAACAUUAUGCAGGUAAAAUAACUGUUUUAUCCUACUGCUAUUUUAUUUUGAUCAGUUUUUAAUGUGUUCUAUACCUCUUGGCUAGU
Austrofundulus limnaeus is the source of this 1946-nucleotide messenger RNA. RefSeq names its product cytochrome P450, family 4, subfamily F, polypeptide 3 (gene cyp4f3). The record is from RefSeq and is a predicted model, not a curated record. The transcript is spliced from 13 exons. NCBI's taxonomy places the organism in Eukaryota, Metazoa, Chordata, Actinopteri, Cyprinodontiformes, Rivulidae. The coding region runs from base 2 to 1603 and encodes 533 amino acids. Gene Ontology annotation, molecular function: heme binding; iron ion binding; monooxygenase activity.